Molecule: messenger RNA, 2205 nt
Organism: Stomoxys calcitrans (stable fly)
Lineage: Eukaryota; Metazoa; Arthropoda; Insecta; Diptera; Muscidae
Exons: 3
Coding region: 1-2205 (734 amino acids)
Source: RefSeq, a predicted model, not a curated record
AUGUUUUUCAAUGGGUUUCACUUAAUUUUUAUACCGGCAACACGUAAUCAUAGGCAUGGAAGAGCUAUUGGUGGAAAAAUAUACGGAAUUAGCAAAAAAUUAGAGGAUUUUGGAAUUACAUAUGAAGUGAAUGAAAGUUCAGAUGCGCAGCUACUAAUUAUACGCACCACUACAUAUGUCUUCACUUUAAUACCGACAUACAUUCGUCCAGAUUCUUGGUCGGAGGAAUUCAAUAGUCUGAAGGAUGUAUAUAAUAAUCUUGAAAUCACUAAUGGUAUUAUAAUGGGUGACCUGAACGUUCGCAUUGGAGAACUGAAACAAUAUCUAAAUGAAAUAGGUACGGAGAUGUUCGUUGCUGGUUAUGACGUGAGAAAAUCAAAAGACAAGGUCAUUAAUAAAAAAGGCAAGCAAUUUGUUGAGUUUUGCAAUGACUCGAAUUUAUUUAUUUUGAAUGGAAUUACUCUCGGAGAUGGUGAGGGUAAUGUGACAUAUGCCAAUACACUUGGUCAAUCUGUAAAUGAUAUAUGUUCUGCAUCUCUUGAAUUGCUAGGCUUUGUUAACAACUUCUCAGUGGACGACAAAAUAUGGUCCGACCACUUCCCAAUUGUACUCAAAUUGAAUUAUAAUAUAUCAGCAGAAAGUGGACAAAAAAUGAAUUUGUUGCCAAAGCUAAUCUGGAAGGAUAAGAUGAAAUAUAAAUAUCAGAGAAGACUCAACGAAAUUAUGGAUAAUUAUGAGUUAGCAACCAGCAAUCUCAAACUAAGUAAUCUUUGCGAAAUGAUAACGAAAUCUUGGCCGCAAAAGCCGAAUGAAAUGCAAUCAUUUCAGCCGAAGCAUAAAUGGUAUAACUUUUCCUGCAAUGAAGCCCGACUAAAAAGCUUCAAAUUACUGGCAAAAUAUCGGAAGUCGAACAAUUUGGAAGAUAAAAUACUUUAUUUGAAAGCUCAAAACUCCUACAAAUCAAUAUGUACUAAUAGUAAAAACAUGUACUAUCAAAAUAUAUCUGCAAAGAUAAAUAUCAUAAAUAAUGCCAAAGAGUGGUGGAAGAUGGCCAGAGAGAUGCGAAAUCACCAAAAUAAAAUUAGCUCACAUAUAAGUCCUUUACUAUUCAAACAACACUUUGAAAAUCUGUUAAAUACGUCACAAAUCAUGUCCCAAAUACAUUAUGCGCCACCGUUAAACCAUGAUCCGAUUUUAGAUGGACCCAUAACCAUGGGUGAAUUGGAAAAUAUGCUUCACAAAGUCAAGUUGAAUAAGGCACCGGGUGAAGAUAGAAUACCAUAUGAGUUCUUCGUAUACGCAACAGAGCAAUUUCACCUCCAGCUUUUAAGCACUUAUAAUAACAUUUUCAAUGAAAGCACCAUGGAUAAGAUCUUUACAAAAUCUAUAAUUUACCCUAUUCAUAAGAAAGGCGAUUACGACAACCCUUCCAAUUAUAGAGGUAUCUCAUUUAUGAAUUGUGCCGCCAAGAUAUUUAUGGGUAUUUUAAACGAUCGCAUUUAUACAUGGGCCGAGGAAAAUCAUAUUCUGGUAGAAUACCAAGCUGGAUUCCGGAGUUAUCGUCUGCCUAACCAAUUAACAGCAAUAGUGAUGCGCAAAAAUAUCUUUUGGGUGAAAGAGUUAAGAGCAGUAACACAGAGUCUUAAUGUACAAUGGCCCGAGACUAUAAAUAGCAUUGAAUCUUGGAACACUUUCUCAACAGAACUACUAUGUUCAUUAAAACUAGAUCUUAAGCAUAAAAGGAUCCAACGAAAACUACAAAGCGAUUCCCGAGAUUACAAAUUUUUGAAUCCAUCUAGAGCACAGCUGUAUUUGAAUGACAAAUAUACACAAGAAAAGAUUGCAUGGAUAUUUAAAGCUAGAAGUGGAAUGUUAUACCUGGGGUACAACAGAUUUACUACCAGUGAAGAGGAGCGAUUAUGUAAAUUGUGCAACAUGCGAGCAGAAGAAACCUUUCAACACUUCCUUGGUAUAUGUCCUAUUUUAAGCGAGUUUAGAAUGAUGGCCUUUGGAAAGACAAUAUUGAAUCAGGAAGAGAUUUUGGAGAAAUUGGACGGCAAGAAUGAUGCCGAUUGGGACAACAUCGAUGAUGAUGAUUGUAAGGCUGAGGCUGAUGACGAUGAGCAUGUUGCUCCUGCCUGCUACAAAACACCCGCACACGUAGCAAACAACGAGCAAAAACAAAUAGAAGAAAACCCCAUAUAA